Molecule: messenger RNA, 569 nt
Organism: Arachis duranensis
Lineage: Eukaryota; Viridiplantae; Streptophyta; Magnoliopsida; Fabales; Fabaceae
Product: glycine-rich cell wall structural protein
Exons: 2
Coding region: 42-461 (139 amino acids)
Source: RefSeq, a predicted model, not a curated record
CAUUUUAUUUUCAUCAUCAAUAUUUACGUUUUUAUUAAUCAAUGAUAGUUGCAAAAAUGGGUUUCAAGGCUUUUCUAAUUCUGGCUAUGCUCAUGAUCACCAUCUUUGUGGCAUCUACUGAUGAGGUAGCACCCGGAGACUUAGAUGAGAAAUUUGAACAAAAUGAUGGUAACAAUAACCCGGCACAAGGCGUAGAUGAAAGCAAAUUAUAUGGUGGAUGGGGUGGUGGAUGGCGGGGCGGAUACGGCGGACCAUGGGGAUGGCGCGGCGGCUAUGGCGGUCCGUGGGGAUGGCGUGGCGGAUACGGCGGUCCGUGGGGAUGGCGCGGCGGUCCAUAUGGAUAUGGUGGCGGUUAUUGUCCUUAUGGAUGUUGUGGUUGGGGUUACUAUGGAUGUUAUAGGUGUUGUUACGCUAAGGGGCAAACUCGUCAAGCUAAAAUUGAUGCAAACACUCAUGAAUAAGUAUAUACUUGUUAAUGUCUAGGGUUUUGUAAUGGAUAUUAUAAAUAAAACCUCUAUAGAAGGGCAAUGAUAUAAUAAAAGCAUUUGGUUGCUCCCUUAAUUAAUUAA